Messenger RNA from Cololabis saira (Pacific saury), 1973 nucleotides. RefSeq lists its product as uncharacterized. Gene Ontology annotation, cellular component: cytosol. The transcript is spliced from 4 exons. Gene Ontology annotation, molecular function: protein-folding chaperone binding. Gene Ontology annotation, biological process: negative regulation of transcription by RNA polymerase II. Bases 125 to 1261 code for a protein of 378 amino acids. The record is from RefSeq and is a predicted model, not a curated record. NCBI's taxonomy places the organism in Eukaryota, Metazoa, Chordata, Actinopteri, Beloniformes, Belonidae.
UUUAACAGAGAUCCGAGGAGAACUCGAGCAGCACGGAGCACCAGACAGCUCGACUAAAACACUGAGCAGUUUCAGCACCAGCGCGAGUGGACAGCGACAGUAGCAGCAUCUCCAAACUCUCAUCAUGGUUCUCAUCUGGACCCAGUUCGGUGUGAAGCAGAAAAACGGCAAUGUCAAGUGCAAAGUACGAGUUAUGCACAGGGGUGACAGCUCAGGCUCAGCAUCAUCAGCUGAAAGCACCAAGUCUGAGCAGGACACACCUUGCCUGUCUAUCAAACCCCCGGGCAAGGAUUUCUACAAAGUCCUGGGUGUCGCCCCAGAAUCCAAUGAGGAUGAGAUCAAGAAGGCCUACAGGAAGAUGGCUCUCAAGUUCCACCCAGACAAGAACAGCGAUGCUGAUGCAGAGGACAAGUUCAAAGAGAUUGCAGAGGCAUAUGAGAUUCUGACCGACCCCAAAAAGAGAAGCAUAUACGAUCAGUUUGGAGAGGAAGGGCUUAAAAAUGGAGGGAACAUCUUCCGCAAUAGUUGCCAUAGUGACCCCCACGCCACCUUCUCCACUUUCUUUCACGGCUCCGAUCACUUCGACAUCUUCUUCAACAGUGACCUUGAUGGUGAAGAUGAGCUUUUCAAUCCCUUUAGACGCUUCCCCUUCAGUCACGUGGGCGGCUCUUCCAGCCAUGAACCCGGCCUGCGAAAGGGCCAGCGGCGGAUGCAGACCAAAGCAGUGCUCCAUGAUCUGCCAGUGACCCUGGAGGACGUGAUGCACGGCUGCACCAAGCACGUGAAAAUCACCCGCAGUCGCCUUAACCCUGACGGCCGUAGCCUUCGGACUGAGGAGAAGGUGCUAAAUGUGGUGGUGAAGAAAGGCUGGAAAGCUGGAACGAAGAUCACUUUCCCCAGGGAGGGAGAUGAGGCCCCCAACAACACUCCUGCAGACAUCACCUUUGUUCUCAGGGAUGAGGAGAACCAGAAGUACAAGAGAGAUGGGGCCAACAUAAUCUACACUGCACAGAUCACCCUUAAAGAGGCUCUCUGCGGCUGCACAGUCAACGUCCCAACACUUGACAACCGAAUGAUGCCUCUUCCAUGCAGCGAUGUUAUCAAACCCGGUGCUGUCCGGCGGCUGAGGGGCGAGGGUCUGCCGCUGCCCAAGAGCCCAUCCCAGCGGGGCGACUUGAUGGUGGAGUUCCAGGUGCUUUUCCCGGACAGGAUCCCGCCACAAUCUCGCGAGAUCAUCAAGCACAGCCUCGGCCAGUGCUAACCUACUCCGCUUCUAGUUCACAAAGGCUCACGCCGUGUCUUUGUUGUAAUCAAUUCACAAACACAGCCUCGCCCAAGGUGCUAACAUCACAACCAAUCACAACCUCUUAUUGUGUUUGGAGAUGGCAAGCAGUGCUGAGUUGGUAGUUCAGACAGGACUUGUGAGGAGAACUUUUCUGCAGAUUUUCGGCAUGUUACACAAUAUGAUGCCACAUGAGAAGCGAGAGCAGAAUUAGUUAAAGGUGUCUGAGGGUUAACUUUGAUGCAAGAGCCUUCUCUUGAUUGAAAAGUGUAUCUGUACUGUUAUACUUGCGAACAUUUGGCAGGAUAUCAGUGUGCUAUUUGAGUCUGUAUAGACUUCUUUAAACUGAGGGGUUGAAGGUGAUAGAAGAAGAAAAAAAACAACUUAUUCUUUUUCUUCUUAUUUUUUAUUAUCAUAGUUAUAUGGUGCUCAUAUGACUGAUGUUUUGCAUUGAUUUAUAACAAUAGCAAACGUACUUGUGUGCAAAGAGCUACUUUGUGUACAAAAUUAAAAAAUAUUGUCUCUAAAAGAGAUUCACCAGUCAAAUGUUCCAUUGAAUUAAAGCAUGACUAAUAAAGAAAAAGUGAAACAAUAAUUGAACGUCUUGCUUCUACUGUUCUUUUUCAUAUUUAUAUUUUGUAUUAUAGGUCCUAGAUAUUGUUGUAUUGUAUUUUAAUUGUUAGAAAAGCCC